Dentiscutata erythropus is the source of this 354-nucleotide messenger RNA. NCBI's taxonomy places the organism in Eukaryota, Fungi, Glomeromycota, Glomeromycetes, Diversisporales, Gigasporaceae. The record is from the annotation of a GenBank genome assembly.
AUGGGUGAGUGUAGAGAUUUAUUUCUCAGACAUGGCGUAAGAAUUCAGUAUACUAAAUUUAAACGAAGUGUGGCUAUCGCCGAGCAAGAUCACCAAGAAUUUGAAAAGUAUGCCUUUUUUCGUCAAGAUGCUAUGGACUUACAUUUAUCAUUGACUAAUAGAUCUAGGGAGUGGGUUGUUGACCUUCACAUUAAUGAUGAUAAAUAUAAUGAUUCCCUUACGAAGUUAAUACACAUAUUACCCAAUGAAGCUGUAAAAAAAUCAUUAGAAAGUGAGAAAAUCUUUGCAGAUCCAGCUGUCAAGCACAAAAGGCCCAUAGGUUAUAAUGAACCCCUCCUAUCAUCUGAUGUUAAA